Messenger RNA from Melopsittacus undulatus (budgerigar), 2484 nucleotides. Its product is annotated as protocadherin beta-15-like. Lineage: Eukaryota; Metazoa; Chordata; Aves; Psittaciformes; Psittaculidae. The record is from RefSeq and is a predicted model, not a curated record. Gene Ontology annotation, biological process: homophilic cell-cell adhesion. Gene Ontology annotation, cellular component: plasma membrane. Bases 25 to 2469 code for a protein of 814 amino acids. Gene Ontology annotation, molecular function: calcium ion binding. The transcript has a single exon.
ACGGAGGCUGUCCGCCGCCCCGCCAUGGAGACCGCAAGGCAAGUGCUCUGUCUCUGUGCUUUCCUCUCCCUGCCGCACGCUCGCGCCGAGCCCAUCCGCUACUCCGUAGCCGAGGAGAGCGAGAGCGGCUCCGUGGUAGCCAACGUGGCGGAGGACGCGGGGCUGGCCCCGGCGCAGCUCUCGGCUCGCCGCGCCCGCCUGCUCUCGGAGGACGGCCGGCAGCACUUUCGCUUAGACCCGGGCAGCGGCCGCCUCGUCGUGGCCGAGAGGCUGGACCGCGAGGAGCUGUGCGGGCAGUCCGCUACCUGCACGCUGCCCUUCGAGCUCCUGCUGGCAAACCCCGUGCAGUUCUUUCGGGUGGAGGUGGCCGUGGAGGACAUCAAUGACCACGCGCCCGUUUUCCCGGAGGAGCGGGUCACUCUUAAGAUACUGGAAACGAGCAACCCUGGCUCUCGUUUUCCUCUGCAGGGGGCUCAGGACCUGGAUGUUGGCAGCAACGGCGUCCAAGCUUAUAGAAUCUCUCCGGAAAAUGAGUACUUUAGUGUUGACUUUGGUAGUCAGUCUCAGGACGCUAAAUAUAUUGAACUGGUCUUGGAAAAGCUACUCGACAGGGAGGAGCAGGCAGAGGUUGAUUUCAAUCUCAUUGCCGUGGAUGGGGGCUCUCCACCCAGGAGUGGCACCACCCAAAUUCACGUUGUCAUUCUAGAUGUAAAUGACAACGCUCCCACAUUCACACAGAAGGUUUUCAUUGCACAGGUUUUGGAAAAUGCCCCAGAGGGUUCUGUUGUUGUCAGAGUAGCAGCAACAGAUCAUGAUAUGGGAGUUAAUGGGGACAUCUCCUACCAGUUCAGCCAAGCAGGAGACCAGAGCUACUCAGCUUUUGUGAUUGACCCCAUGAGUGGUGAAAUUAAACUCACAAAGCCUCUGGACUUUGAGGCAGCAAAGAAACAUGAGCUCAGUGUUCAAGCAACAGAUGGUGGGGGCCUCUCAGCAAUCUGCAGAGUGUUGGUGGAAGUGGUGGAUGUGAAUGACAAUGCACCAGAGGUGAUAAUCAGUUCCUUCAGCAGCCCCAUCCCUGAGGACUCAUUGCCUGGGACAGUCGUUGCCCUGUUUACUGUCAGGGACCGAGAUGCUGGUGCCAAUGGGAAGAUCUCCUGUGCCCUUGAGGACCAGCUGUCAUUCUCCCUGCGGCCAGCGUAUAAGAAUUACUUUGAGCUGGUGACUGUGAGUGCACUGGACAGGGAGGAGAUGGCACGGUACAUCCUGACAGUCACAGCAGCAGACGCGGGAUCACCUCCUCUCACAACCACCCAGACCUUCACAGUGGACAUCUCUGAUGUGAAUGACAAUGCACCUGUGUUCAGCCAGACAUCAUACACCAUGUAUGUACGUGAGAACAACGUUCCCACAGUGCUAGUUGGGACCGUCAUUGCUGGAGAUGCUGAUGUGGGGCUCAAUGGCAAGGUGACCUACUCCCUGGUCCCAGCCCACUCUACAGAGCAGCCUCCCUGCUCCUGCAUCUCUGUGAACUCUGAGAAUGGAGAUGUGUUUGUGCUGCGGCCCCUGGACUACGAGCAGGUGAAGCAGAUCGAGGUCUUGGUGCGUGCCUCUGAUGCAGGGUCACCUCCUCUUAGUGCUAGUGUUGCUGUCUACAUUUCUGUGGUGGAUGAGAAUGACAAUGCCCCACUGGUGCUGUACCCCUCACAGGACAGCAGCCCUGCAUCCAGUGAGCUGGUGCCCAUUUCAGCUGAGGCAGGCUACCUCAUCACUAAAGUGGUGGCCGUUGAUGCUGACUCAGGGCAGAACUCAUGGCUCUCGUACCACCUGCUGAAGGCCUCUGAUCCUGGGCUGUUUGUGGUGGGUGCCCAAAGUGGGGAGGUGCGACUGAGGAGAUCAGUGACAGAGAGAGACACUGUGAAGCAGAAACUCGUAGUGCUAGUGCGAGACAAUGGGCAGCCACCACUGUCAGCCACUGCGGCACUGAGUGCACUCCUGCUCAGUGACUUCUCGGACGUGCGCCUACCACACAGCAGCCUGACCACAGAAGAGAAUGAAGGUGCCUCCUUGACAGUCUAUUUAAUAGUUUCCUUGGUCUUUGUCUCACUCCUCUUCCUGGUGUCCACAGCAGCCUUCGUUGUUCGAAAGGUGUGCAAGAGAAAGGAGCUAAAGAAUGGGCAUGUGCUUUAUGGUGCCAGCAACUUACAGAGCAGCCUGGCUGACGCAGCUGCUGCAGGGACCCUGCCUCAUGCCUAUUGCUAUGAGAUCAACCUCACAACGGGCUCUGGCAACAGUGAGUUCAAGUUCCUGAAGCCCAUCCUCCCCAGCCUGCCACCACAGCUUCAUGCCACAGGUGGGGGUACCAACAGUGAGCAAGAUUUCCCCUGUGGCACUCUCACUGUGGAGGAUGUGGCACCAGACAACCAUGGGAUGCGUUCUGCAGAACAGUUCAAUAGUCUAUCCUUUAACUAGCAUGGUGUUGGCACA